GUAAGAUGAUUUCAUGCUGAUCAUGUUUUUAGACUCGUAUACCUGCAUCCUCAAUUUCCAUGUACUGUAUAAUUAAAAUAAAGGCAUGUUGGUUAUCUGGUGGUGGUGGAAUUUUCAAGGAAAUAUCCAGUAUUUUCUUUCAUUCUUGAAAUGUCAAAUGCAUAUCGAUGCUAGGGAAAAUCCUGGGAUUUUACAAAACAAGAAAGGGGUUACCUCUGGAAUGCCUGCUAGCCUCUUCAAGUAUGCUGCUGUAAUCAGGGUCAGAGCCUCCACGGUAUUGUAUCAUGUAUGGCUCAAUUCCUCCUUUCUGCAGCCCAACAUCAAGAGUUUGACCAGUCGUCAUUGCGUGGAUGUCAUCUCUGUCGUAUAUAAUGGAUAUGUCGGUCCAGUUGAAUUGGGAAAAUACACUCCCGAAAACCUUACGAAGGCGACACUGGCAAUACGCCAUCCGUGUAAGAGUGGGGAAGUUAGUU
Molecule: messenger RNA, 473 nt
Organism: Owenia fusiformis
Lineage: Eukaryota; Metazoa; Annelida; Polychaeta; Sabellida; Oweniidae
Source: the annotation of a GenBank genome assembly